Messenger RNA from Trichoderma citrinoviride, 1404 nucleotides. RefSeq names its product Pkinase-domain-containing protein. The record is from RefSeq and is a predicted model, not a curated record. Gene Ontology annotation, molecular function: cyclin-dependent protein serine/threonine kinase activity; ATP binding. Gene Ontology annotation, biological process: protein phosphorylation. The transcript has 7 exons. Gene Ontology annotation, cellular component: nucleus. The coding region runs from base 1 to 1404 and encodes 467 amino acids. Lineage: Eukaryota; Fungi; Ascomycota; Sordariomycetes; Hypocreales; Hypocreaceae.
AUGGAUCGGCCACCCGAGACCACCCCCGGCGGCACCUCGCCGCGAACCUUUGCCCUGAACCAUGCCAGGCCAAAGUCCAGCUUCCAAGGCUGCUCGCGCAUCUCCGACUAUGAGUUACAAGGCAAACUGGGCGAGGGUACCUUUGGUGAGGUCCAUCGCGCUCGAUCACGCAAGACGGGCGCUCUCGUCGCCUUGAAGAAGAUUAUCAUGCAUCACGAAAAAGACGGCUUUCCCAUCACCGCCCUGCGAGAAAUCAAGCUUCUCAAGCUGCUAUCACAUCCCAACAUUUUGAGACUUGAAGACAUGGCUGUAGAGCACCCCACGAGACAGACCGACAAGCGCAAGAAACCCAUCAUGUACAUGGUGACGCCGUACAUGGAUCACGACCUUUCGGGCCUCCUCGAUAACCCCUCCGUACACUUCAAGGAGGCUCAGAUCAAGUGCUACAUGCUCCAGCUUCUGCAGGGUCUGCGCUACCUUCACGAAAACCACGUCCUGCAUCGAGAUAUGAAGGCCGCCAACCUUCUCAUCAACAACAAGGGCAUCCUUCAGAUUGCUGAUUUUGGCCUGGCUCGUCACUACGAUGGGCCAACACCCAGGGCUGGCCAUCCUGUGGGAGAAGGCCGACGAGACUACACUGGCUUGGUGGUAACAAGGUGGUAUCGACCCCCCGAGCUUCUGCUGCAGCUCAGGCAAUAUACCACCGCUAUCGAUGUUUGGGGUGUUGGCUGUGUUUUCGGAGAAAUGCUGUUCGGCAAGCCCAUCCUUGCGGGCGAGAGUGACGCUCAUCAACUCGAGCUCAUCUGGGAUCUCAUGGGCUCGCCCACUGAUGAGAAUAUGCCCGGAUGGAAGAACCUGCCCGGGGGUGACCAUCUGUCCCCUAGACCACGACCAGGCAAUCUUCAGAGCCGAUUUAGAGAAUACGGUCCCGGGGCAAUUUCUUUACUUAAAGACCUAUUGAAACUGGAUUGGAAGACGCGGAUAAACGCCGUGGAUGCAUUGCAACAUCCAUACUUCAAGAAAGAGCCCCUGCCACUGGAGCCACAUCAGCUUCCAACCUACGAGGAGAGUCACGAGCUUGACCGGAGAAAGUUUCACGACCGCAAGGCGGCCCUCCCCCCUGCUCCCAAGGGAGGAACAGUUGGUCUGGGGCCGGAUGCGAACGGAGCAACCGCCGGUUUCAACAGCAGCGACGCCUACGGAAAUAUAGACACGUACAUUCCGAGCUACAACCGGGAAGAGGCCGGAAGUCGGCGCAGGGAUGAUGACCGGCCUCGUGAUGAUCGACGACGCCCAACUAGCAAGGACAGCGGCCGACGAUACGAUAGAGACCGGCGAACAAGGAGUCGAAGCCGCUCGCCCAUGCACGACAGGACCCGCGAUCGAGACAUGUAUCGACGAUGA